CUAUUUUUCUACCACGGAAUUUAUCCUUUACCGUCUUUGAUCCCACAACAAUUAAUUUUCAUAACUUCCGGAAAGCGGUCAAAAUGAAUUUAGAACUUUUAGAAUCUUUUGGACAGAACUAUCCAGAGGAAUUUGAUGGAGCAUUAGAUUGUGUUAGUAUAGCUAUAACAUGUGCAUUCAAUAGACAUGGGACAUUAUUAGCAGUCGGUUGUAAUGAUGGACGUAUUGUUGUGUGGGAUUUCCUUACAAGAGGGAUUGCUAAAAUCAUCAGUGCUCAUGUACAUCCAGUGUGUACUUUGUGUUGGAGCAGAGAUGGACAUAAAUUACUGAGUGCAGCGACAGAUAAUACAGUAUCAGUAUGGGAUGUAGUGGAGGGGGAGUGUGAUAAAACAUACAGAUUUCCCUCCCCUAUCCUUAAAGUACAAUUCCAUCCUAGAUACAGAACACAGUUUUUAGUAUGUCCAAUGAAACAUCCUGCAGUUAAAAUGGAGAUUGAUGGAAAACACUCAGUUAUUCCCCUUGAUGAUGAUUCAGAUUUAAACAUCGUUGCAUCAUAUGACAGACGAGGGACAAACAUUUAUACAGGAAAUGCUAAAGGAAGGAUCCUUGUAUUUUCUGAAUCAGAUUUAAAGUUACUAGCAUCAUUCAGGGUAACCACAGGAACAUUAAAUACAACAGCAAUUAAAUCUAUAGAAUUUGCAAGGAGGGGGAGCUGUUUCCUGGUAAAUUCAGCCGACAGAAUAAUCCGUGUAUAUGAAUGUGGUGAAGUAUUGGCUUGUGGUAAAGAUGGGGAACCAGAACCUGUACAGAAACUACAAGAUCUCGUUAACAAAACAUUAUGGAAGAAAUGUUGUUUUUCUGGAGAUGGAGAGUACAUUGUAGCAGGAUCAGCCAGACAACAUUCUCUGUAUAUGUGGGAAAAAAGUGUGGGAAACUUAGUCAAGAUAUUACAUGGAACGAAGGGAGAAUUGUUACUGGAUGUUGUGUGGCAUCCUGUAAGACCUAUCAUAGCCUCCAUAUCUAGUGGUCUUGUAUCUAUAUGGGCUCAGAAUCAAGUGGAAAAUUGGAGUGCAUUUGCACCAGAUUUUAAAGAAUUAGAUGAAAAUGUAGAAUAUGAAGAAAGAGAAUCAGAAUUUGAUAUUGAAGAUGAAGACAAAGAAAAAGAAGAAACAAAAGGUCCCUAUGAUGAGGAUAUAGAGGUUGAUGUAACAGCUAUAGAACCUAUACAGGCUUUUGUCAGCAGUGAUGAAGACGAUGAGGAUGAUGAUGCCUUGUUAUAUUUACAAGUAACACCAGAGAUAGAUGAACCAGAGGAAGGUUGGCCAUCUACCACAGAUAAUAAUGCACCUGAAGAUCAAAGUCAGAAUGAGAAAAAAAGAGGCCAUAGUCAAUCAAGUAAUGCUCCAUCACCGAAAAAGAAAAGAACCAAAAGUCAGGAGAUAUCUAUAAAUCUACCUAAUGCUCCUUCAGAAGAAAUUCAUCCAUUGCUAAAUGUUAAGAAACCAACAGACAAAAACCAGCAGAAGAAAGUGAGUCGAACAAACAAAGGAAAACCAUCAAAGUCUGAGAAAUCAAAACACAAAUACAGAUCAGAUGAGAUAUGAAUGGUCAGUGCUUUUAAUGCGAUGUUGGGAAAGUUCUUUGACAUUUGACAGAAUGUUAGUCAGUGAUGCAGUUCCAAGACAAAACCUGUAUGAGCUAGAUAUGCUCAGAUAUUAAUUAAAACUAAGCAAUGCUUAUGGGCAUGGAUAACAACUAGAUCGUCCCCAUAUUUAUUAUGUAAAUAAAUAGAAUGAAAAACUGUGACAA
Messenger RNA from Mytilus trossulus (common blue mussel), 1809 nucleotides. RefSeq names its product retinoblastoma-binding protein 5-like. Lineage: Eukaryota; Metazoa; Mollusca; Bivalvia; Mytilida; Mytilidae. Bases 84 to 1604 code for a protein of 506 amino acids. Gene Ontology annotation, cellular component: Set1C/COMPASS complex. The record is from RefSeq and is a predicted model, not a curated record. Gene Ontology annotation, molecular function: protein binding. The transcript has 16 exons.